Schistosoma margrebowiei is the source of this 771-nucleotide messenger RNA. Lineage: Eukaryota; Metazoa; Platyhelminthes; Trematoda; Strigeidida; Schistosomatidae. The record is from the annotation of a GenBank genome assembly.
AUGGUCCUAUGCACAUCAGUUACAUUACCUAUACAACACGAUAUUCCCUCAUCAUCAUCAUCAUCAUCAUCAUCAUCAUCAUCAUCAUCAUCAUCAUCAUCAUCAUCAUCAUCAUCAUCAUCAUCAUCAUCAUCAUCAUCAUCAUCAUCAUCAUCAUCAUCAUCAUCAUCAUCAUCAUCAUCAUCAUCAUCAUCAUCAUCAUCAUCAUCAUCAUCAUCAUCAUCAUCAUCAUCAUCAUCAUCAUCAUCAUCAUCAUCAUCAUCAUCAUCAUCAUCAUCAUCAUCAUCAUCAUCAUCAUCAUCAUCAUCAUCAUCAUCAUCAUCAUCAUCAUCAUCAUCAUCAUCAUCAUCAUCAUCAUCAUCAUCAUCAUCAUCAUCAUCAUCAUCAUCAUCAUCAUCAUCAUCAUCAUCAUCAUCAUCAUCAUCAUCAUCAUCAUCAUCAUCAUCAUCAUCAUCAUCAUCAUCAUCAUCAUCAUCAUCAUCAUCAUCAUCAUCAUCAUCAUCAUCAUCAUCAUCAUCAUCAUCAUCAUCAUCAUCAUCAUCAUCAUCAUCAUCAUCAUCAUCAUCAUCAUCAUCAUCAUCAUCAUCAUCAUCAUCAUCAUCAUCAUCAUCAUCAUCAUCAUCAUCAUCAUCAUCAUCAUCAUCAUCAUCAUCAUCAUCAUCAUCAUCAUCAUCAUCAUCAUCAUCAUCAUCAUCAUCAUCAUCAUCAUCAUCAUCAUCAUCAUCAUCAUCAUCAUCAUCAUCAUCAUCAUCAUCAUCAUCAUGUCUCUGA